This is a messenger RNA of Alligator mississippiensis (American alligator), 1851 nucleotides long. It is a transcript of the gene TMEM14A, whose product is annotated as transmembrane protein 14A. The transcript has 5 exons. Bases 298 to 672 code for a protein of 124 amino acids. The record is from RefSeq and is a predicted model, not a curated record. Gene Ontology annotation, biological process: regulation of heme biosynthetic process. Gene Ontology annotation, cellular component: mitochondrial membrane. Lineage: Eukaryota; Metazoa; Chordata; Crocodylia; Alligatoridae.
CGCUGUGCACCAGGCCUCGGGCCUGGUGGUGGUGGUGGCAGAAGUGCACGUGGGCCCGUGCUGGCAGGUCUCUGGCAGAGGCUUCGGCUACCAGAGCGGUCGAUGCUGCCAGCAACAGCCACAUCCAGUGGGCAACAGAAAGUGCCCCUCAACUUGCCCAGGCCUUCUGCUAGCGAUCGCUGCUUCCACAGCUGAUGCUCCCAGGGGUGCAUGCGCACCCCCUGAGAUGGGCUGUGCACCCCCUGGGAGCACCAGCUGCAAAACUGGAAGUGCACUUCAGGUUUCACUGCUGGCUGGAUGAUCCCCCCCCACCCAGACAAUCUGGUACCCCCCCAGACUCGGGAGGCACUGGUCGACCAUGCUGGAGCCGUCCGAAGAGUUGUCACCAUGGCUGUCGACUGGAUCGGUUUUGGUUAUGCUGUGUUGUUGGCUGCCGGAGGUGCCAUGGGAUAUGUACGGAAAGGUAGUAAAAUCUCUCUGGUAGCUGGUCUCAUCUUUGGAUCAGUGGCUGGUUAUGGAGCUUAUUGUGUAACACAUGACCCCAGAGAUGUGAAGAUAUCGUUAUUUUCUGCUUUUCUUCUGACCAUUGUAAUGGGAGUAAGGUUCAAGAGGUCCAAGAAACUAAUGCCAGCUGGCCUAAUAGCUGGUAUAAGAAUUGCUAAGUAUCUGUGACUCCCACUGAAGACUUACCUUUGAAAAUUGGUCUGCUUAUAUUUAGUAGCUUUGAUUUUUGUGCCUGAGAUUGGGCAUCUGAAUUUGAAAGUCCUGGCCAACAUUACUGCAAAUGACUACAUAAAGCACCUGUUUCAUUCUUUUGCUACUGUUCAUCUUGCAUAUUUAAAGGCAUUUUCUGUAUUUUAGUUCUGUACAAAAUUCCAAACUUGCUCUUCCAGUGACUCCAUAUUUCAAAACUCUUUUCAAUGUCCAAGUCCUAAUUAAUAUUUAAAAUGGGAUAAGCUGAAAACUGCACUUAAAAAUCAAACUUUCUUCUUUUUCAUACAUCUGAUAGCUAAAAAUUGUGUUAUCAGAAAAUUAACUGACAUUUUUACUGGUGCUGUAUGAGGUAAAUGAUGUGUCUCCCUUCCUGAACCUGUAUUGUCCAUGCACAACUAAUUGAUGACAACUUGUUAGCAUUGUAUCAUAAACCAUAUUGUCAGUUAUGUUCUCAGAGCAGUAUUUUCAGCAAAAGGGAGCAUUAUGAUCAUCCUGUCUAAUGCUUCCCUUCCAACAACAUACUACAGGCCAUGCUUAAAAGGAAAGCAUUUUAGUUUUCCAAGCUUCCUUGUAGCAGUUUUGUCAGUCCAGGCCUCUUGUAAUUUUUUUAGAUGAAACUGAUGACUAUCAGAUAGAGCUUGAUCUUAAUGCUUUAGCCUGGGCAGUUUGUCUAUAAAUCAUCAAUAAUGUGAAAGAAUUAUGGUGACUUUGAAAUAGCUGGAUCACAUAGUAAAAGCAAUUUAGUAUUUUUGUUUUCAAAGAAACUCUCUAAUGGAUCGCAAUUUAAAGGAUGUCUUAUCACUCACUUAGGGUUUCUAUCACUGUAAUUCCAUUCACCUACUCUGGCUACACAUACAUGUAAGUGAAAAUUGGGCCCAAAGGGUAUAUGAUUCUUGGCAUUCUAUAAUCCCUAAAGCCUCAUUUUCUACACUGUUGCUUUUUUUAUGUUGAUGUAAUUUCAUUAACUUGACAUAGAGCUGGUGUAAUACUAGAGUCAUGUUCUAUAUAGAGAAAUGCUUUAAAAGGUCCUCUUUUCAAGGUUGCAGAUUCUCUCAUCUCUCAACCAAUAGCACAUUCCAUGUAUAAGCUCUUUGCUGUAUGAUUGUCAAUACACAAACUUUAUUGUGUGUUUUUAAA